UAAAAAAAUAAAUGGGAACAUUCAUUCAUUUAUGUUAACCUUUACAUAACAGUUCACUUCUUACUUGACAGUUUUUUCAUCAUCGGAGACGCCGUGGAUUGAUGGAGCCAACCAAUCACAUAUGGGUCAUCGUCAAAGAAACGAAUGGGAUUCAAAACAUACAUUUUAGGAUGAGAAGAAAUUAUCAAAUGAAAAAGAUGAUGAAUGUUUACUGUGAUCGUUCAUCUCUUGAUUUCGACUCAAUCGUUUUUUUCUUUAAAGGUGUUCGCAUUUGGCCAGAUCAGACUCCAUACGAGCUGGAUAUAGAUGAUGGGGAUGAAAUAGAUGCUGCCUUGUAUGAACAUUGGAGAGCAUGCAUCAACAUCGAUGUCAAAGGCCAGGUUGGGUACGAAGCUUCCUACAGCUUCCAAAGAAACCGUCCAUUGAAAAAGCUUAUGGAUGAAUAUUGCUAUCAAUAUAAUCUGGAUGUUAGCCAAGUUGGUUUUUUGUUUGAUGGGCGUCUCGUCCAAGCUGAGCAGACUCCACACGAGCUGGGAAUUGAAGAUGGCGAUGAAAUCCUUGCCAUGCUUCAUCUGAGAAGACAUGUUUAGUGUUUAUGAAGAAAUGCUUGCCAUGCUUCAUUGUAGAUGAAAUUAGUUUAACUUUGGACUAGGCAAGUUAAUGCAGAAUAUAUGUACCUUCUAUUUUCUAGUAAUAUUAUGCAUCAGUUGCAGCUGUA
This is a messenger RNA of Trifolium pratense (red clover), 718 nucleotides long. Its product is annotated as small ubiquitin-related modifier 1-B-like. Bases 102 to 590 code for a protein of 162 amino acids. Lineage: Eukaryota; Viridiplantae; Streptophyta; Magnoliopsida; Fabales; Fabaceae. The transcript is spliced from 5 exons. The record is from RefSeq and is a predicted model, not a curated record. Gene Ontology annotation, cellular component: nucleus. Gene Ontology annotation, molecular function: ubiquitin-like protein ligase binding; protein tag activity. Gene Ontology annotation, biological process: protein sumoylation.